AUGAGAACCUGGGCAAAUUAUCAUGCAGAGAAGGAGGAAGAUGUCGGUGAUAAUGGAAAUAAGGUAUUCGACGAAAAUCUGAAGUUUGAUGCACCAAAUCGUGAGAUAAAUUUAUUCGAAUUUUUCGAGGAUAAUGUGGGCUGUGACGAUUUGGUGAAAGAGAUAAAAGAUGCAGAGGAAAAGAUGCUUAAAGCAAGUGAUGAAAAGGAGGGUUGUGAAAAUAAGAGAAGAGAAAGUGAAAGUGAAGAAUCGCUUGUAAAACCUAAAUUAGAAGAUAAAAAUAGAUCAGUAUUUGACCGGGGAAAAUUAAUUAAAAGUAGAGAUCCAAUAUCUGACGUACAUCGUAAUGAAGUUGGAGUCGAAAAUAAUGAUAAUGGGGAUAAAGCUACAGAAUCAAAAGAAAAAAUAAAUGCUCACAAAGGUAAAAUGCUGUAA
This is a messenger RNA of Dentiscutata erythropus, 435 nucleotides long. The record is from the annotation of a GenBank genome assembly. Lineage: Eukaryota; Fungi; Glomeromycota; Glomeromycetes; Diversisporales; Gigasporaceae.